GUGUUAGCUUAACUGCGACUGCUAAACACGAAAGGCGCCUGGUUGAGUGUAUUUCAAAGUGUUCAGGUAUACUUUUAUCAGUACAAACAUCGGUUUUACAUUUACAGCUAUGCCCGGGGACAGUAUGGACAAGCCAAACAUGGUCACAUGCACUGCUCCUGUUAAUAUAGCUGUCAUCAAAUACUGGGGGAAGAGAAAUGAAGAUUUGAUUCUACCCAUCAACUCAUCAUUGAGCGUCACAUUGCAUCAAGACCAGUUAAAAACAACCACCACAGUUGCAACCAGCAGAUCAUUUCAGGAAGAUCGCAUAUGGCUCAAUGGCAAAGAGGAGGACAUAACCCAUGCAAGACUACAGUCCUGUCUGAGAGAGAUUCGAAGACUAGCAAGGAAGAGGCGUAAUGAUGGGGACCCUGCUAUGGAUUCAGCUGGUUUGUCUCACAAAGUCCACAUCUGUUCUGUUAACAACUUCCCCACUGCUGCCGGGCUUGCCUCCUCAGCUGCUGGAUUCGCUUGUCUCGUUUACACUCUGGCCCGGGUGUUUGGCGUGGAGGGGGAGUUGUCGGGAAUUGCUCGGCAAGGUUCGGGCAGCGCAUGCCGCAGUAUGUAUGGAGGGUUUGUCCAGUGGAUCAUGGGACAGAAAGACGAUGGCAAGGACAGUCUAGCCCAGCAGGUGGAGCCAGAGACUCAUUGGCCUGAGCUCAGAAUCCUUGUACUUGUGGCCAGUGCUGACAGGAAGCCAAUUGGGAGCACCUCUGGGAUGCAAACCAGCGUACAAACAAGUCGUCUCUUAAAGCACCGAGCCGAGUCAGUCGUCCCAGGCCGCAUGGUAGAGAUGACUGAAGCGGUGCGAAAAAAGGACUUUGCUGCAUUUGCUGAACUAACCAUGAAGGACAGUAACCAGUUCCAUGCGACCUGCCUUGACACAUAUCCUCCUAUAUUCUACCUCAACAGUGUGUCUCAUCAGGUCAUCAAUUUGGUGCAUCGGUAUAACAGACACUACGGGGAGACAAGGUUGGCCUACACAUUUGAUGCAGGACCCAACGCUGUGAUCUUCACUCUGCAGCAGCAUGUUCCUGAGUUUGUUCAGGCCGUUCAGCAUUUCUUCCCCCCAGAGACCAACGGGGGACAGUUUAUUAAAGGUCUUCCAGUUAACAGUGCUGCUCUUGCUGAGGAGCUGAAACAGGCCAUUGGUCUAGAGCCCAUGCCAAAGGGAUUAAGCUACAUUAUUAGUACCAAGGCUGGACCAGGCCCUCGUGUGGAGGAUCUAACUCAGCAUCUACUUGGAUCAGAUGGGUUGCCUAAGGAAACUGUGUGAUGGCCUUCAGCCCUAAAUGGAAAAAGUUCCAAUAAGCAAUAAGGAAGUCAAUUGAGCGUUAAAUGGAAUUGGCAUUAGACAGAAGUAACUAGGUUUUUACAAAUCACACCAACACCAGACACCUUUCUUACUGUUGUGGAUGCGUAAAUGUAUCAAACUGUACUGCUAUCUCUUUAUUGCUCAUUUCUCUGUCUACAGAUCUCUGUCCGAUCUGAGCACAUGCUUGUGCUUAUGAGGCUUUACAUUUACAUAUGUAUGUAUGUGUUUAAAGAGGGUGUUAUAAUUAUAGUCACUUUAGGGAUGUUUUCAUUUUCAUGUUAUGAGAACAUAAUUUCAGACCUUCAGCACAUACCGGUACUUAAAUUUUGUCAAUUUUCCUGUGUAAUACUAAAUAAAUAUAUUUUAGUCAAUAUAA
Molecule: messenger RNA, 1730 nt
Organism: Centropristis striata (black sea bass)
Lineage: Eukaryota; Metazoa; Chordata; Actinopteri; Perciformes; Serranidae
Gene: mvda
Product: mevalonate (diphospho) decarboxylase a
Exons: 10
Coding region: 110-1315 (401 amino acids)
Biological process (GO): isopentenyl diphosphate biosynthetic process, mevalonate pathway; isoprenoid biosynthetic process
Cellular component (GO): cytosol
Molecular function (GO): diphosphomevalonate decarboxylase activity; ATP binding
Source: RefSeq, a predicted model, not a curated record